Molecule: messenger RNA, 1244 nt
Organism: Arachis stenosperma
Lineage: Eukaryota; Viridiplantae; Streptophyta; Magnoliopsida; Fabales; Fabaceae
Exons: 9
Coding region: 214-1047 (277 amino acids)
Biological process (GO): proton transmembrane transport; potassium ion transport
Cellular component (GO): mitochondrial inner membrane
Source: RefSeq, a predicted model, not a curated record
CCAUAAUCAUCCAAAUUCUCUUCCCCGAGAAUUCGUAACCCCUUUACUAUUUCAUCAUCUUCAUACUGAAUACUGAAACUACCUUCUUGUCCGUUUGUGACUCUCCCCCCACAAAACGCAUCGUUUUGACAUAAUCUCUUUCGUCAUUCAAGCCUCAUUCGUAAUUUGUUCCUUUUCAGGGGUUCUUGCCGCCAAAAGAGGGACGUAAUCAACAUGAGAGCCAAAUUGGUUGUGUUCCCCAUACGAGGGAGAAACUGGUGCUUCAGCAGAUCCAUUGAUCAUUCUCUUAAGAAGAAUUCAGCUACUUCUUCCUCCCAUUCUCCUUCAACGUUCAAAGAACUGUGGAAGGACGUUAAUGUUGGUGAUAAACCCUUUAAUGCCAAAGCGGAGCUUCUUGCUGAUUACUGUGCCAACAAGAUGAAUAAGGCUUGGAUUGGUUUGGAAAAAGCACCGGAUGGGUCUAUCAAGAAGAAGAUUCAUGGGUUGGGGUUAUGGCUUUUGUCACGGGUUAAGCCCUCAGAGAUAUUCUUGAAAUCUAUAUCAAAGGAAGUCACUAGCAUCGAAGUCAUUUACCCUUCAAGUCUGAAUGCACAACUUGUUCGCCGAAGAUUAAGACAUAUUGCUAUGAGGGGAACAAUUAUCCACCGGAAAUACAUGUAUGCUACAGUUUCAGUGAUUCCAUUGACCUCUGCACUGACGGUUUUACCUUUGCCUAAUGUCCCAUUCUUCUGGGUUUCAUUUCGGGCUUAUUCUCAUUGGAGAGCCCUUCAGGGAAGUGAGAAGCUAUUCCAACUCGCCUCGGAUGGCAGCAAGAUGUCUAACACAUCGACUCAUAAGAAGGAAACUGAGCAUAAGGACUCAACCAAUAAAACCCAUAAUAGUUCAGAUGAACCACACUUGAAAUUGCGGCCAUCGGAAAAACUUGAGGAUCUUGUUGAACUUGAAGAUGGGAAAGACGGCCUGAGUCAAGAAGCCAUCACAAAAAUCUGCAAGAUAUAUGAUUUGAACACCAAAGAUGUUCUAAAAUACGAGAAGUCUACUUUUUGAUCAUCACAAUUUUGUAAUGCAACAUGCUAUUUUUUUCACCAAUUAAUUCAUUUACAUUUUUAGGUGUAACUACAUGAAUUUUUGUAAGGAGGAUUUUACAGAGAUACUAACUCGCAAAAAAGUUUUGAGUGCAUAUUACUCGAGAAUAACUUCAUCUUUGGUAGUGUAGUUUCAAUUGUAUGAAUGAGAGACUUUGA